CAUUGUGGGUGACAAAUGGGGUGAGUAAAUUAUAUGUAAAUCAUUCUGGAGUAGGUAUUUAAUUUCAAAAAGUAAUUACUUAACUAGUAAGUAUUUUUAAAAUUCAUAUUGAUUCAUUUUUAAUGCAUUAUUUAAUUCGUAUACCAUUAAUGUUUAACUUUAAAUUUGUAGUGAACUAUAUACAAGUAUCUAAAUAAUUCACCCCGUGUAGGCUGUUUGUGUCUGAGCUUAUUUAUUUAUUUAUUUUAAUGACUUUCUGCCCUUGCUAUAAAAGUACUAAAAUUUGUUACUCUAGUAAUUUUUAUAAUAAAUCGAAAAGCAGUAGGUGAAAAAACUAUGAGAGUUGAAAUGGCAGCUGCAGCCAAUGCGUGAUCGUCUGCUGCCAUCUUCUGGUUAAGGGUAAUUUCAUGUCAUUUUAAUCUUAAAAAGUCGUUGUUUUCCGUAAAAAAAAAAAAAAAGAAAAAAAAAACAUUUUUUUCAUUUCAUCUUUAUGAAUGGAAAGCGAAUCUUUGAAGUCAAUUUUACUGUACAGCUGUAGAGUUUAAAAAUAAUAAAUAAUAAAUAAAAUAUUACAAGAUUUUAAAAAUAUGUUCAUGACUAUGAGGGCAAGUUAUGAUCAAGAAUACUAUGAAGAUGUCCUUGAAGAGAAGCAUCCCUAGCUUGCUAACGUUAAAUUAAACAGUUAUGACAGUGUUUAGCUGUAGCAUUUAAAUGUACAACUAAGUGUCUGUGUGCUCUCUGGGAUUGCCAAGCUCAGAAUUUAAAUUUUAUGUUGUUGAAAAAUAUGAAACUGAAUGUUAAUGCUGCUAUCAUUAUUUACAAUGUUGCAAAAAUAUUUUUUUCAGUUUCUGAUAAGAACGAGGCAGGAGAGCAGAGCUACACCGGAAAUUUGCGAGCUGGUAUAUCAUUUUGCAGAAGUUCUAAAGCACGUCCGUCACGUCAGUAUUUGACGCUCAAGAAUCAUUAAUUAUCAGUGUGGAAAACACUGUUUAAAAAACUUUCUAUAUAUAGUGACCAGUAAAGUAAUGGAAAAUCCCCAACUUGUGUUCGCUGUUUUUGUUACCUUUUUUAAGGCUGUUAUAUGUAUAUUUAGAGUGUGUGUGGGUGUGAUUUUGUACAACCUUCUGAUUUUAAGCAGUGCUGACACUUAUACAAACCAAUAAAACACAGAGUUGGAGACAAUAACCAUGGUGUUUAUUAUGUAAGAUAGAGGCAGCAUUAUAAAUCUGACCUUUAAUCAACAGAAAGCAAUGAAAAUAGUUCAGGAGAGAAAUUCAGCUGAGAAACGACCCACAGGUGGCCUGAGGUUUUGUUGAGCUAGUCAGGUCAUGUGCACAGGGAUAAUAAAGAGAUUUCCUCUGGACAUAUGCAACAGAAUUUGAUGAAUUCUCUACAAAAGAUGGACAAUCGAAGUUGUUCAGAGAGUGAGAAUUUCAAUCCCAAUCCUGUUUAUGGUCUGAACGAAGAACAGCUAGAUAUCCUGGGGCAGCACAGGUCGAAGGUGCAUCGGACAAUUUGGGAAAAGCUGAAGGAGGAGCGCUGGUGUUCAGGUGCAAGACUGAAGAGUUGCUUUCUGUCUGUUGCACCUCUCUUGUCAUGGCUGCCACAGUACUCUCUCAGAAAAAACGCUAUUGGAGAUCUGAUAUCGGGAAUCAGUGUGGGAAUCAUGCAUCUGCCACAAGGGAUGGCUAAUGCUUUGCUGGCUGCAGUUCCUCCAGUGUUUGGGCUGUAUUCGUCCUUCUAUCCUGUUCUCAUCUACUUCUUGUUUGGAACAUCUAGACACAUAUCUGUGGGUACUUUUUCUGUCCUUUCCAUCAUGGUCGGUACAGUGGCUGGUGAUGUUGUAUCGGCGAGCAGCGGAGCAGAGAGUGAUGAGGCUGAAAACGCUAGAGCUGCCUUUGCAGCUCAGUUGACCAUUCUGUGUGGACUAAUACAGAUUCUGCUGUAUGUGCUGCGUUGUGGAGGGGUUUGUCGGUGGUUAUCUCAGCCGUUGGUCAGUGGAUACACUACAGCAGCUGCUGUCCAUGUAACUGUUCACCAGCUCCCUUUACUGAUGGGCAUCUCCAUAGUCAGACACAGAGGAGUUUUUGCUGUGUUCUUGAUGUUUUCAAACAUUGUGACUGGAGUCAGGAGAGUGUUACUGGCGACACUGGUUUUGUCCCUUGUCUCCCUGGUGAUACUUGUUGGUGGAAAGAUGGUGAACUCACGCUGGAGCACUCGAUUUCCUAUUCCAUGGGAGUUGGUAUUGAUUAUCGUUGCCACUCUGUCAUCAGUGCAGUUUGAUCUGUCCGGUCAGUAUGGAAUACAGAUUGUUGGACCCAUACCAACCGGUCUCUCACCUCCCUCCCUUCCAUCAUUUUCUGUCUCUCAGGAGCUGUUGUUGACAGCUCUUGCGUUGGCAGUGGUGGGCUAUGGUUUCCAGGCUUCAUUGAGCAUGAUGUUUGCUCAUAAACAUGGGUACCCCUUUCAUAGCAACCAGGAGCUGUUGGCUAUGGGUCUGUGCAACUCCAUCGGCGGGAUGUUUCAGUGCUUUCCAGUAAGCGGAUCCAUGUCUCGCAGUACAGUACAGGAAAGUACAGGAGGACAAACUCAGGUUUCUUCUCUGGUGUCUGCGUUAAUAAUUCUUUUGAUCUUGUUGAAGUUUGGCCCCCUUUUUCAGCAGUUACCAAAGACAGUUUUGGCUGUCAUUAUUUUAGUGAAUCUCCAAGGGGUUUUUGCACAAGUCAAAGAUGUGCCUAAACUUUGGAAUACAGACCGCUUGGACCUGGUGGUGUGGGUAGUGACCCUGCUCAGUGCCCUGGUGUUUAACCUGGACCUGGGGCUUGGCAUUGCAAUUGUUUUCUCUCUGUUUACCAUCGUGUUCAGGACACAGCAGCCCAGAUCUGCCAUUCUUGGGCAUAUUGCUGGCACAGACUGUUACAGGGAUCUGGAGAAAUACUCAAAGGUACGCCAGGUCCCUGGAGUGACUGUGUUUUCCUUUUGUAAUCCAAUUUACUACGCCAAUGCAAACCAGACCUUCACGUCACUUAAACAGGCAGUCAGUAACGACAUUAAUGAGAAUCCUGAAGUAAGUCCUCCAGUCCAGCAGGGGCCUCAGAGUGCACAGCACUGCGUUAUUCUGGAGCUCAGUGGAGUCACCUUCAUGGACUCAGUGGCCAUGGGCUCAUUCAAAUCAGUGCUGCAGGAAUUUGAGAACACGCAGAUCUUGUUUUUCUUUGCUGCAUGUCCAGAUGGUUUACUGUCUCAAAUGAAGAAUCAUGGAUUUGUUCCAGAUUUUCUGUCUCUUUCUUCUUUUUUCCCUUCAGUGCAUCAUGCAGUCCUGCACUACCAGGGGUUACAGAGCACAGGCGCAGAUGUUACAGAGCUGUGACCUGUAGUGACCUCACUUCCUGAAUGAUGAACUCAGCAAAUACAUGAACCCAACUGAGCUUUAGAAGUAACACUUCUAAAAAGAAUGGAAAAUGAAUAUAUGAACUUCCCAAUUUUGAUUUAUUGAUGUGGAGCAACUUUGUGCAUACAUCUGGAUUUGAGGUGAUGUUUGGCAACAGAUGCUUGUUUAUCGACUAUUGAAUGUUAAAAUAAACACUGACACCAGUAUCAUAUGACAAUGACUUCAGCUUUUACCUCUGUAUUUUGUUUCAUUUACUUGCUUGUUGUUCAUUUGCUCUACUUUUAAAGGGAUAGUUCACCCAGAAAUGACCCACCCUCAUGUCGUUCCAAACCCAUAAGACCUUCGUUCAUCGAAAUUUUUGAUGAAAUCCGAGAGCUUUCUGACCCUGCAUAGACAGCAACGCAACUGAUACAUUCAAGGCCCAAAAAAGUAGCAAGGUCAUCCUUAAAAUAGUCCAUUUGACAUCAGUGGUUCAACCUUAAUUUUAAGAAUACCAGAAUACUUUGUGUGCAAUGAAAUCAAAAAUAAUGACUUCAUUCAACAAUUCUUUCUUUAGUGUUGAAUAAAGUCAAUAUUUUUGUUUGCACACAGAAAGUAUUCUCAUAACUAUCCCUUUAAAUCAAAAUUUUCGUCAUUAUUAGACUUUUUAAAAUUGUUUAAACAACGCUCAAAAAUAAAGACAAAAAUGAUAGACAAAAAUGAGAGCAUGCAAGAUAAAGAAUCCAGGUAGUAAAAAUAUUUAACAUAAUUGCUUUACUGCUUAUUCAUAUUUUAAAAAAGGCUAAAUCAAAGUCAUGCGGUGCAACCAGAAAAGUCAUGUGGUGCAACCAACAUGCAGAAAAAGGCAAAAAUGAUAUAAUAGAGACCUUGCAGACCCUCUCGACUGUGUCAAGGUCAGUAAGACCAUAGAUAUGUACACAUGAGAUGCCUCAUUAAAGAGGUAGUUCACACAAAAAUGACGAUUCUGUCAUUAAUUACUCACCUUCAUGUAGUUACAAACCCAUAAAACCUUUGUUCAUCUUCAAAACACAAAUUAAGAUAUUUUUGAUGAAAUCUGAGAGCUUUCUGACCCUGUAUAGACAGCAACGCAACUGACACAUUCAAGGCCCAGAAAAGUAGUAAGGUCAUCCUUAAAAUAGUCCAUUUGACAUCAGUGGUUAAAUUGUAAUUUUAUGAAGAAUACAAGAAUACUUUGUGUGCAAAGAAAUCAAAAAUAAUGGCUUCUGCUUUGAUAUCUGCUAGAUUUAUAACAUAUAUUUCAUGUUACAGACCAAUUUGGUUUGGAUUAAAAAUGUAGUAAAAUAUAUAAUAAGGACAAUAAUUCUUAACACUCCGUUCAACACUGACAACACAGAAUCCAACAGAAUCACAAAGAACUGUUUGACAACAGCCAAAGUGCACCAGCUCGUACAAUUCAGUUAGUAUACAUGAAGCUCACACAUGUGCAUUGCUAAAAUGUUGAAUUGGACCAUAAAUGAUAUUAGAAGAGACUUUGUUCUUUGAGCAUGUGUCUGGGAGAGGCUACAUUAUUUUUAGUAUUCUCAUACCAUAAGCUUUCAUUGUGUAAAACUGAUUAUAAUGACAGACUAACCCUGACUUUACAGAAACAGAAAACUUUUUUUUGGUAUUUUUGGUUAAAUAAAAUCGUACUCCAAUUGAGGAUGUUCCAAAAUUUCGCCAAAGGAAUGUUUGGUCAGUAUUACCUCAUUUUUGGGACGGUGAUUAUCCCCAAGCUGUAGUUAAUGAAUGUAUGUCUAGUUAAAAUACAAACAGUCAUGAUUACAUGGCAUGAUUACAAUUGCAUAUACAGGUCUGUAUAUUUUCUGAGAUAUAGAUGGAUCAAAACAAACACCUUAGAGAUCAUGUAGCAUCUACUGUUCACAAUUCACUCACGCAAAAAGUGCAUGCUUCUGCAGAAUGAACAUGUUUUCUAUCUAAUCAGGCUAAGAUAAGGUGG
Molecule: messenger RNA, 5348 nt
Organism: Labeo rohita (rohu)
Lineage: Eukaryota; Metazoa; Chordata; Actinopteri; Cypriniformes; Cyprinidae
Gene: slc26a6.1
Product: solute carrier family 26 member 6
Exons: 19
Coding region: 1367-3370 (667 amino acids)
Biological process (GO): transmembrane transport
Cellular component (GO): membrane
Molecular function (GO): bicarbonate transmembrane transporter activity; oxalate transmembrane transporter activity; secondary active sulfate transmembrane transporter activity
Source: RefSeq, a predicted model, not a curated record